AAUAUCUGUCUCAUUGUUCUAUCUGCAGCUUAGCGAUUUCGACGCAUACAUCGGUGCUCCGGUAUCAAACGUAACAUAACUACGUAUUACUUCUGUCUAGCUAGUAGUGUAAUCGUGUGUGCGAGACUGGUGUUUUGGUGUUCGUAUCUUCUCAUUUCGACAGAAACGUGCAAUCGGGGUGGAGAGAAUGUCAAGGCCACGAUCGCCACAUUAUUCUCACAGAGGCAGUCCACGGAGGCAAGAUGCCCGGAGGUUCCCCUGGGACGACCCAGACUUCGACCCCCAGCAGGUUCUGGCUGACCUGGGCAGGCUGCCCUGGGAAGAGAACCGCAACCCUGGAGAGUCUCACGAGGACCAGUGGGUCCGCUUCAUGGACGAGAUCCACCCAGAUGGCCACAGAAGACCUAUGCCUAGAGGGAGCCUUCGGCCAAAGGGCCACAGAAGACCUAUUUCCCCACGUCUCCACGGGCCUGACCAACACCUCCCCCCAGAGGACUUCCACCAUUGCAGGACCCAACCGCCCCCCCACGAGCUGGGCUACGCCGAGCGCAGGAGGCUCUCCCCCCAUGAUGGAGGAGGGGGUGGCAGAGGAAGAGUGAAAGAAGAAUUCCAAAGAUGUGAAGUAAAGCUGCCCCCCUCCCCGCAGAGGCUACCCAGAGAGAGGCUGCCAUCACUGGCCCCGCAGCACACUCACUACAGUCCUAGCCACCACCAGAGAGCGCCCUCUGCAGGUUGGAGGAGAGAAGAGGGGGACCAGAGCCAGGGGAGGUCCAGGGACCGCAGCCCCAGGGAGAGGGUUCAGGGCGGGGGGAAGUGGGAGAGGAGGGGUGAGGGUGGAGAUUCUCCCGGUUCCUAUAGAGACAGGAAGAGAGACGACAUGCAAAGAGAGUGGAGCACCAUCUCUGACCGGAACCGGAGGGAAACUGUUGAACCGGUGAAUCCUGGGUACGGGAGGGAGACAGAGUUUAGGGAGCGCCGCCCCUCGUUGGAGAGGCCCCGGGAAGGGUACGGAGGAGGGAGGCCACUGGGGCGCAGUGGCCCCCUAGGGGGCCACAAUGGCCGGGGGCCUAAAGCCCUCAUCGUGGAGCAUGAACAUGGUAUUAUGAACAGCGGCGGGCCAGAACCGUACCACAACCACAGGGGCCCCGACCGCAACCGGAGCCACAGCCACGACCGAUUCAGUCAUCAUCACAACCGGGUCCGAGCCUCUGAGGAGCGGUUCAGGAAGUCAGGCAGCAGGUCCAAUACUAGAGAGGAUGCCAGGCGCCAGCCUGCACAUGAGAGGAGGGGGCCUAUACGGGAGUCCAAAAGGGGCCCUGUCCAUGAAGAUAGGAGGGGGCCUAUACAUGAGUCCAAAAGGGGCCCUGUCCAUGAAGAUAGGAGGGGGCCUAUACAUGAGUCCAAAAGGGGCCCUGUCCAUGAAGAUAGGAGGGGGCCUAUACAUGAGUCCAAAAGGGGCCCUGUCCAUGAAGAUAGGAGGGGGCCUAUACAUGAGUCCAAAAGAAGCCCUAACCGUCAGGGGAGAGCCAGGCCUAUAGGCUUCCAGGAUAGAGGUAGUCCCACGGAUCCCAAGGCCAGAAACAGUACAUUCUGUGGGGCAAGGGAGGCCCCAGCCCGGGGUGGCAAGAGACAGAUGGGGCCCUCCAGGAACCAACCCCAGCCUCUCCUCCAGGGACAGCAGGGGUACCAACAACGGGGUGCCAACUCCCAGCACUCCCCUCCGGAGCACCAGAGGUACCAACCCAGGGGAGAUGACUGGGACAUGGAGCCCAGAGAGGAGGAGCCCGGUUGGGCAGAAGAGAGCGACAUGGAGCCCCGUUGGGAGCAGGACCGGGGACAAGGGCCACGAGGAGGCUGGCCACCGGCACGGUGCAGGAUGGGACCCAGGAAACCUCAGCUUAGAGAUCUCAACCCCAACUGGAACCAGCAGCAGAACGACAUGGCAAUGCCUCGCAUAGGCGCCGGCAAGGAGGAGACACUCACCAUCAAAGUGGACAUGAAGCGCACAAUGGGCCAGAACAGCCAGCUGUGCUACUCUUCAGACCGCCAGCUGUCGUUGGAUCUGGUCAAUGUGGGCCGCCAGCGCCUCGACUUCCUACCCAUGCUAGAGCAUUCUGGGACUUACCGGGAGUCCACAAUGCACUCUGGGACUUUUGCCCAGGAGAUCAUCACCCUGGUGCACCAGGUCAAAGAACAUUACUUUAGGGGUGAUAGUGUAAAGCUGACCGAGCGUUUCUGUGGCGCCCAAGAUGGUCUGCCUGAGGAGGAGCAGGAGGAAGAGAGGCCUACUCUGAAUAGGCGGUUCAACAUGAGUCUGUCAGAGCCUGACAUGGAACCUCUCUUCUCCAAAGUUGGCCGCAUGCAGAAGCAGCAGCAGGCGGUGAGUGACCCAGGAGACCUGAGACAUGACCUGGAGAGGAGGAGACAGGAGCGGCUGGAAGGGGUGAAGAUCACCAUCCCUGGAGGCAGGCUCUCACAGCGCCCCCUGGUCGCUGGGAGUGACCUUCAUGAGGAGUAUGGUAGUGGGGAAGAGGAGGUUCAGGAGGAAGAGGAUGGCUUCUCUUCAGGCUGGCCAGGCCUACCACAGAGAGGAGGGAGGUGGCCUGGAGAAAUGAGGAGAGGAGGCAUAAUUAGACAAAACAUGGGCGGCCAGCGGCGGAACAACCGGUCUCCUAAUCUCCCCGGCAACCAUCUGGGACCAAUAAGGCAACAGAACCGCAAUAUUAACGGUGCCAACUGGUGAAUGGACUCUUGGAUGUAGCCUGGAGUUAUGUGAGGUUAGCCGUUGAGCUCAGAGGAGUGACCAGGCCAACUGUAUAUACAAACGUAUGUGGACACCCCUUCAAAUUAGUAGAUUCAGCUAUUUCAGCCACACCUGUAGCUGACGGGUGAAUAAAGUCGAGCACGCAGCCAUGCAAUCUCCAUAGACAAACAAUGGUAGUAGAAUUACCUUAUUGAGGAGCUCAGUGACUUUCAAUAUGGCACUGUCAUAGAAUGCCACAUUUUCCAACAAGUCAGUUUGUCAAAUUUCUGCCCUGCUAGAGCUGCCCCGGUCAAGUAAGUGCUGUUAUUAUGAAGUGAAAACGUCUUGGCGCAACAACGGCUCAGCCGUGAAGUGGUAGGCCACACAAGCUCACAGAACCGUCUGUCCUCAGUUGUAACACUCAUUACAGAGUUCCAAACUGCCUCUGGACGCAAUGUCAGCACGAGAACUGUUUGUCGGGAGCUUCAUGAAAUGGGUUUCCGUGGUCAAGCAGCUGCACACAAGCCUAAGAUCACCAUGUGCAAUGCCAAGCGUCGGCUGGAGAGGUGUAAUGCUCUCCGCCAUUGGACUCUGGAGCAGUGGAAAUGCGUUCUCUGGAGUGAUGAAUCAUGCUUCAUCAUCUGGCAGCCCUACGGAGGAAUCUGGGUUUGGAGGAUGCCAGGAGAACCCUACCUGGCCAAAUGCCUACUGCCAAAUGUAAACUUUGGAAGAGGAAUAAUGGUCAGGGGCUGUUUUUCAUGGUUCAGGCGAGGCUCCUUAGUUCUUAACGCUACUGCAUGCAAUGACAUUCUAUAUGAUUCUGUGCUUCCAACUUUGUGGCAACAGUUUGGGGAAGGCCCUUCCCUAUUUCAGCAUGAUGAUGCCCCUGUGCACAAAGCAAGGUCCAUACAGAUAUGCUUUGUCGAUCGGUGUGGAAGAACUUGACUGGCCUGCACAGAGCCCUGACCUCAACCCCAUCGAACACCUUUGGGAUGAAUUAGAACAUGCCUAAUCGCCCAAUAUCAGUGCCCAACCUCACUAAUGCUCCUGUGGCUAAAUGGAAGCAAGUCCCCACAGCAACAUCUAGUGGAAAGCCUUCCCAGAAGAAUGGAGGCUGUUAUAGCAGCAAAGGGAGGACCAACUCUAUAUUAAUGCCCAUGAUUUUGUAAUGAGAUGUUCGAUGAGCAGGUGUCCACAUACUUUUGGUCAUGUGAAAAGUAUGUGGAGUAUAUUAUAACACACGUAGACAGCCUGACCUUAGAACCGGCAUCUCUUAUUUUCUGCUGCUUGAUUACCUGGCACCUUUUCCAUUAUCUGACCUACACCUGUACUGACACUGGCCAACAGAACAUGUAAAGUCUCCUGACAAAGUAGUGUUGUGGGGAAGUGAUGUCAUAAUGCAGGGGGGGAGGACCCUGAGCCAGAAGGGGAACAUCCUGUUAGUGAGGAGCCACCAAAUUCAUUCAUUGGUCCUUUCAUUCAUAAAGUAUAUUCUGAGUAAGUGAACGCUGCUUUUUGUUGGCUGUAUGCAUUGCUUACAGAAGGGGGGAAAAAAUCAAAUAGAUUACUUCAAAAACCAUGUUGGCAAGCGUGUUAGUGUAAGGUAGUAAAAGUCCCUCUUGAGCGUAGUAGUAAAAAUGCAUCUUACAUGACUACAGACAAUUUGGUCAUUACCUGUAUUAAUACUAGGUAUUCCCCACUGCUCUCACCUGUACACCUGUGUGUGAGCGCCUAAGGUCAGGUACUGAGGUGAUCCUUGCUGAUAUUUAACAGGUGCCUACUUCCACCGAGGCCAAAUUUUUAGGUAGUUACAGAUAGGUCAGACUGCUAUUCUAUGGUCAGUGGAGACUGACCGUGGAUUGAUGCCCCGCUGGACUAACCAGAGCUGACUGGGGAAGAGGAUGCCCAGCUCUACAGGUGGAUAUCAAGUUGGGAUAGUGCUUAGCAGAAACACAGGCAGGCCUUAACCUUUAACCCCACAAGAGCAAGCAGGGGUGAUAUGGGAUCUGGCAGAGAAUCCAGUCAGACGAUCACAGUGAAACGCACACAGCAUUUAUUUCAAAUGUAGGUAGAAAUACAAAGUCCAUAAAAAAUGUCUUUACACCACAGUACCAUAGACUUUUACACAAUAAAAACAUCUUGACUUUUUAAUCAA
Oncorhynchus masou masou (cherry salmon) is the source of this 4898-nucleotide messenger RNA. RefSeq names its product BCLAF1 and THRAP3 family member 3-like. Gene Ontology annotation, biological process: positive regulation of transcription by RNA polymerase II. Gene Ontology annotation, molecular function: transcription coregulator activity; DNA binding. The record is from RefSeq and is a predicted model, not a curated record. NCBI's taxonomy places the organism in Eukaryota, Metazoa, Chordata, Actinopteri, Salmoniformes, Salmonidae. The transcript is spliced from 11 exons. Gene Ontology annotation, cellular component: mediator complex. Bases 188 to 2743 code for a protein of 851 amino acids.